Molecule: messenger RNA, 18119 nt
Organism: Spirometra erinaceieuropaei
Lineage: Eukaryota; Metazoa; Platyhelminthes; Cestoda; Diphyllobothriidea; Diphyllobothriidae
Source: the annotation of a GenBank genome assembly
AUGGUAAAUUUGGUCAUCUGUAAUUCCGCGAUAAAGUUGGUUCGUCUCAAAAUAAAUUGCUAGUGUUUUUCUAGUGUCUGGUGUUUGAGGAUUGAAGAUUUUUUUGAAUAUUACAUUAUGCUUCUGCUUUUUUAUCGCCUUAAAGAUCUGGAAAACGACAGAGCAGUGUAUAUAAUCUUUGCUGACACCCUAUUCCAUGGCAAAAUAUAGUGUAUUCUGCUUGAAAAGGAUGCAGUUGCACUCGGACCGAUUGCAUAUAUUGAUGAUCUUAGGGUAAAAAGAAUUUUUUUUAUUCUUAAUAAAUCAUCGGUUUUCUUAGCUUCAAUUAUAAUUAUAACUAAAUUAUGACUGAAGCGCAGUCAUAAAUAAUUGCAAUUUUAGCCAAAUAUAACGUAUGUGGUUGAUCGAUUCUACAUCAUUUCAAUAAAUUUUUAAAAGUGGGAAUAUUACAUUUUUCGGAUAAUUUAACUUCAGAAUUACCUCAAUCCAUUGGCCAAAAAUGCUUGAUUUUUGAUGAUGUCUAUGAGGUCCGGUUUGCGCCCACGGCCCUCAUAUGGAGACGACACAGAAUGUUUCUAAACUUAUUAUCAAAAGUUGUUUGUAUACAAAAAAUUCAGCGAAGUCAGUGAAUCAGAUGGGUCCUGCGUUUGUCGUAUGAAACCUGACACAUGUUGGUGAAUCCUGGUUUGAGCCACAUAAAAUCCUUUUUGCAGCUGUCUAAAUAGCCAAGAGUUGUCUGUUUUGGGAGGUACCAAAAUAAUUAGCCAAAAUACGUUCUUGUUUUUGGCCUCCCCAGUCUAAGGUGACAGUCUUCGUCAGACGCACAAUGUCUUCUUCUGUAGCAAAUCAAUCAAAGGGUUACAUCGCAUCGAAAGAGUAACUAAUUGACAGAAAGGAGAAAACACAAUAACGAAUCCACAAAUAAACACCUGGACUAUCAUUUUACCCGCUGAUAAAGUCUGAUUCACUAUCCCAGUAGACAUGAAUGAAUGUUAAACUAAGGUUUACAAGCUUCCAGGCGACUUUGAACAAUACGCGCUUCAUUAAAACGUUCUACAAAGGCAUUACUUUUGCGGAUUCUUUAAACUCUCAUUUAGUUUUUUUUAAAAACAGGACGUCAGCAUCAGGACGGACCAUUACACGAGAAAACCCAACAAGGCCGACAAAGCAUACCACGACUGCCGCCUCGUGGCGCACACAGAUACGUACCUCUGGCUCUCCAACUGUAGUCCGACCAUCUGAGGGGUUGAAUUAUAUGAGAUCAUAUUUUAGGAUUUCUGAGAUCAUUGCGCCGCUCUCACUUAAGAUUUUGGACUCUGAAGUUCACGACGUAGCAGCCGAAAUUGUUGGCCCACCGUUGACAACGCUUUCGUUACCGCAGGACACGAAGUAAUUCGGUGGUUCACAUACGCCGGAAUAAUUAAGACGAAAUGGAAGAAGAACUCACCUUCUUAGAUGUUUUCGUCAGUCGUCAGCCCAAUAGUUGUUUGCUAGAAAUGACCUGCAGUAAACUAUCGAAUAUAAUGUUUUGGCUUUGGUAGAAACAACCUGUUGUGCGACUUCUUCCGAUCUCUAAUGCAUACUGUUGCAGAGCAUCUGCUAAGGGGGCACCAACAAAUUAAAUCACGAGACUGCUCAUAGCUAACGAAACUCCUUGGGCUCUUAUUAAGCUGAACUGUCGACAUUAAGGGCCCACAAACAGGGAAACUGAGUAACUUACACAUCACAUGUUUAAAGGUCUAUUGCAUUAUUUGUCCGAUUUAACGCUUUACUGUCGAGCAAUAAGAUAGAAGAAUCCACUAGCCUAGCAGAGGCAAUUAUUUACCUUUCGUCGGCCGCAGCCUAUUAGUAGGAAGUAAUAGUGCCUUUAAGAGAUCGACGGAAAACUAAAGGUGGGGAUGUGCGAGCACCGGCGGACUGCAAAACUUGAAGUUGGAAUCCGCAGACGGGGACGCCAAAUACCCUCGUCUGAUUUUGACUCAGAUGACACCAUUGCCUGGACUAGGGCCAUUCAACAAACCGGCAUAUCUGGCUUUUAAAUAAAAUAUAGCCUUACUAACUCAUGCUGCAGGUAGAUAUCUUCUUCCAGGGGUCGCAUGCAAUGCCCAUUCCCAUAGACGACCAACUCGGCAGCCGUAUUGAGCCUCUAUAAUAUGCCUAAACAGUGAACGGCACAGACCCAUUUGAGCUCUCGGAAGCAGGUCGACAAAGGCCACGACGACCCUCCCUCACUUACGACGGCUGUUGUACAACGGGUCUGUCAGUCUCAUUGACAUUUCCUUGAAUUAUUAUUCCUCGUCAUGAGAUUAUUCGUAACACUAUAGAUUAUAGUCGCCGGACACAAACGAUCGGUCGACGGCACUCCCAUGCGAGUCGGUCCGUCUCUGACGAUAAAAAGUGUACAUGUCAUUUGGUAACUCAAAUUUGACAUAGACCUAUCUUAUCAAUCGUUUCUUUCUCUUCGGUUACUAUAUUUGCAAGCACAUUUUAAUUUUGUUGGGUUCAAUGUGUACAAUUCAAUUUUAAUGAUCGACUUUCUUUCGUCAGAAAGUACAUCAUUCGUGGUUCAGGCAUUUCAGCAAAUCUUCCUAUUAAAAGUUUCGUUGAGAAGUACAUAAGACGGGGAAUUAUGUGCCCCACGUGUCACAGGUGGUUUUGUGCCAAAUUUCAGCGGGUAUCUAUCAUUAAUCCUAAUGUUAAACUUAGCUUCAACCCUAACGCCAAAAUUGAACUAAACCCUUGCUUUAACCCCUCGGAAUCUAAUGUAAGGCCGCCUGUAAUACGGCAUCUACCUGCUAUCCUGUCUUCCCAAUAAAUGUAAUCAUGAGAAAACAACUAUGAAGUGAUGCGCGGCCUGCAGAUUCUUAGCACCGAGGGUCUUCAAAACAGAGUCCAUUAGUUCUAAUAUCUUCUUUCUUUGAUGUAAAUAUGAUCUCCUCGCUACUACUGAACUAGUAGCAACCGGUCUAGUCGAAUACAAAAUAGUAGAAGUAGUGUUACAGCGGUCGUGUUUCCCUCUUAACAACUGAUGUUUUUUGACACACUGCCAAGUAGCUUUUUAAGUGUUCCGAAACAUUAGUAGUAUAUUUUUGAGCAAGUAUAAAAGUAGGUGAAUAAUCAAUUAAAACACAUAGAGAAGGAGGACUUGGUUGUGUGUCAUGCCCGGACCAAACACUAAAUGUCAAUUUGUUUUAUGCGUCCGCACAGCUAGCGAAAACAGUCAAGUUUAUAUAAUGCAAUUUUCUUUCAGUCUUUCCUCCGAACCCUUGGAUUGUCAACCCGCCGAAAAGAAAAUGGGACGAAAACGCCCGAUAUAAAUGCUCAGUCUCCGCAGUACUUGGAUAUCUGUGCUUCCGGUGUUGGCCUCUUUCUCGGAACAACAGCCGUCCCUGACAGCUACGGCAAUGACCUAUGCUUCUAUGCCCACCUUCUUCUACUAAAGGCUUCCACUGAUGCCAAGCGGAAACCACAAAGCGCAAGAAUCGUAGCAACUGAUGAAUGUAUAACUAUAACACAAAUAAAGCCAAACGUAAGGCUCUUUUUUGAUUGCGUUAAUUAUGCAACUUCCUUAAUGAAAGUGUAUACUUGAUUAAGUCCUCUGGAAAAGUUCUCGCCGAAAUCAGCAGUGAAAUUGUAUCGAGCAUAUUCCACAAUUUUUCGACCACAAAUAAUGCCACAGAGAAUAAAUCAUAAAAGAUUAACCAGAAAAUCACAACAAUAGGCUAAAUAAAUUUAUCCAUAUAUUGUAUAUAUUUAUUUAUAUACUGUGCCCAAACAUGACUUUUUGGGGUCAGACCCGAAAUUUUAGUGUGCCUUUGGGUCGAAGGCAAUCAAAUAUUGCAGAAUAACCACGUAAUGUUAUCCUACCUCCAUGUCAUGCACUUAAUAACUCCAGAAAUUAUUAGCUUAGCAAUUCUCUGAAGUUCACGCAUAGAAACUGCAUAGAGUACGCUGGAAGACUCCCUCAGGGGCCGAAUCCCUCGCAGCUGUGUGAAGCAGCGGCAGAAUAUCGACGAAACACGUGUCUGGGCUUUUAGCUAAUACACAUGACCGGAGUUUGGUAUGGCCAUCCGUCACAUAAAAUUGCACCAGUUGUAGCACUACUUGUUCGUAGUGUGGAUAUUGCGUGGUUAUUCCACAGUAGUUAAUCGCCUUCGACUUAAAUGUUCACUGAAAUUUCGGGUCUGACUAAAAAUUCAGGCCUCGGGUCUUAGCUCCAUGUCCUGCAGCUCCAUUAUUCUCUGGGAUCUGGAUAUCAGAAACCGCAUAGAGAACGCCGGAAGACCUACUGUGAAGUCGAACCCUUCACAUCCGCUUCACGUAGCUGUAGAAUAUCGGCGAGACACGUGUCUUUGCUUUUAGCUAGUAUCUACGUCGGGAGUACGGUAUGACAAUCUUUCAUGUAAAUAUUGUGUAUCAUUGAAACUCAGGUGAUUUACAUACUCAUUACUGGAAGUGUUCCAAAUUCGGAAAAACCACAAUCAUAAAUUAAAAAAUAACUUAUUUGCCUGUCCAGCCUUUUACAAUUUAAAAAGACCAGUAAAAAUGCUGUUUAAUAAAAUAGGCCAUAUUUUCUAACUCUCUGAAUUUCCUACAAAAGGUAUACCUUCUUCAAAUUUUACAUAGGUUUUUGCAAAAGAGGUAUGUUACAGAGAAAGGGACUGAAAUAUUUUUCCGUGCUUGUUGUGUCUUGACUCUAUAAAAAAGAGAUGUCCAAUGUUCAGUUGGGAACAGUUUCAAGUCAGGCUUUCGUAAUUAUAGGGUGAUGUGCAAAAACUUAACAAAGAAUUUAGUUGAGAGCUUCAGAAGACUAAGUAGAUAUAAUUUCCUGGUAUGAAAACAUUAAUUAAAAGAUGACACUGCGAUAAAUGUGCUAGUGUUCUUAACUUCAUGUGUGAGAGGUCUAUAUUACUUCUUUAGCGUCUUCUUGCCAAAUGCUCGUUAGAGCACCUUUCAUAUGUCUGGAUUCAUCCAAAGGACCCGUUUGUGUUUGGCUUUAUUUCUGCAGAAGAGAAUACCUCCAAAGCGGACAUUCAAUUUAAGUUUACUGCAAUGAAGAUGACUUCAAAAGUAAGAAUAUUAUGACGUGUAUUUAUUUUCCGCUUCAACAUCCCCGGAGACAUUUGUCCUUUUUAAAAACGACAAAUAAAACAAUAUAGCACAGAUAGUUUAACCUCCUUUAUUUCAGGCAUGUCAGAUUGGUUUGAAGGUGAACAUUGAAAUGUUCCAAGAAGACUGAAAUUCGGUUUUCAUAAGAUGAUAAUUCAAACGAUUUUGAAUUCAGAAUUCUAGACAAGUGUACUUGCAAAUCCAGAAACGUAGUGUCCGGACGGAUCGGUUUGCCCCUUCAUUUGAAGACUUAGACUUUUUACCUGAAUUCACCUUCAACUGAAAUCUUUCUAAGUUCGUUUUUACCUAUUAUGUCAACUAAGCUAGCAGUUUACGACCUGUUUGUAUACUUCGAUUUGCGAUAAAACUUAUAAUUCAUAGGAGAGUGAUUAAUUUUGAACAUGAAGCAAAUAUUUUACGCAGGAUGUUAUUAUCAACAAAGAUAAGGGAGACUGGAAUGGCCAUUUCUGGUUUAUCAGCCGUCGUCAGCCAGCCAUACUCAAGCCCGAAGUGUGGAACACACGAGCCUCGAACUCGCGACCUGUUGGUUUAGAAGUCCAUGCCUCUACCCUCCGGGCCACGAUCCCGUUGCCCUGUCGGUUUUCGAUCGGCAAUAUACAAUGGUAGAGGGGGGGGAGGCGCUCACCAACAAGCCAGAAAUGGCCAUUCCAACCUCCCUUGUCUUUGUUGGCAAUAGCAUUCUGCCUACAUUAUGCGCCGUUGUGCGACUGCUUGUUGGGAUCGAGAGAGAGAGAGCCCGUAACGAGUGGAUUCUGUAAGAACGAUCACUCAGCGCCCCUCCCUCUAGCAAACAUUUUACUGUUAUGCUUAUUAAAAGUUGUUUGUUUUCAGGAGAGCAUAUGGUCAAUGGCAGUUCCUUAGAUGGGAACAAUUUGCUUACCAUACUAGGCUGCUUUUGCUCAAUGGUAGAAAGACGCUCGCCGAUCGCGCUACGGAGCUCAUUCUUCCCAUUGUGGUUUGGGGCUCUCUUUCUCGAGUCCCGCGAACAGCCGCACAACGGCGCAUAGUAUACGCAGAAUGCCAUUACCGAUGAAGACAAGGGGGACUGGAAUGACCAUUUCGGGUUUAUUAACCAUCGUCAGCCAGCCAUGCCCAACCCUAAAGCAUGCAGCUCCUGGGGCUCCAUCCCAGGAUCUGUUGGUUAGACGUCCAACGCCCUACCCACUGAGUUAUGAAUUCGCUGUCCUGUUAGUUGCAAUCGGAUAUAUAUUCUAACCAAUUUACAUCAGAAAGUCCAUGUCGAAGCGUUCUGUUGAAUUACUUAUGCCUCCUUUAUCUCUACAAAACCUUCUGAUGCUAGGUCUGUGUGGCCCUGGCUUUUUUAUUUUCGGCUAUAAUUGUCACCAGAUUUAUCUGCCUGCCACAGUUUACUAGCUGUUCACUUCAAGCCGAUUUAAGUGUUUUAAACGUCUUCGAAAUUUGUUUGUUUACAUUUGGAAAUUCAUACUUCUUCAUAACAAGUUCAGUGCAGUUACAUGUAUCUAGGUUUAAAAUUUUCAGGCAAAAAUAUUCGCACAUAAUAUGCGUCACAUCUAUUGUCUUCGUAUGAACCGGGCGAAUUGGGCUCUCCGAGAGGAAUCAGAAAAUUCGGUAAGUAUCCGUUGUUUUAUUGAUAUUAGAGUUAUAUGUAAGUUUCGACUGAAUUUUUACCACUACUCUGUGCUGAAUGUUACACAUAGUCAGUAGCUCAGUCCAGCAGAUUCCAAACAAGCUUCUCAAUGGAAAGUGCGGUCCUGUUUAAUACGCGUUUAUUCGUCGAAAGAAAUCAUAAGUUUCCCAUGUCAAUCUUAAACACGGCAUCAUUUUAAAGUACACAUAAAUUUAUGCUCACCAAAUUUCCCUAAAACUUUGCACUUAUUUGGACUUUAGGGUUUUGCAGAAUUUUGUCGGGUACAAACGUUCGCUACAUUAAAAGAAAAUAUGUUUCCUAGGACGCCUGCACAAGUAUUUUAAGCCAUCCUGGCCUAUUGUAGUCCCCAGUCCAGUAACGUCUUGCACUUUUAGUGAAAGCACUCUUGACUGGUUUUAGCGGUUUAUCAAUUACGGCAUUAUUUUUUGACAAAUUAUGGCAAAUAGAGAAUUUACACAGUCUGACAAUAAUCAUUAUACGAUGGGAUGGAAUCCUUGACACCCGCAAUCCCGACUGCGUCAGUCGACUUCUAGUCUCCUGAAUAAGGUCUAAUUUAGGUUCAGAAGCAGAAAAAACUUUUCGGCAGAAUAGUCCUAACUCGUGGUAAUAACUUAUUGAUGGUCAUUUUAAAAAAUACGUCCUCUUGAUGUUCAGGCGCAGGAUUUGAUUGGGUUGCCAGAUAUGGAGAGGGUGGUGAGAAGGUGCAACAGGCGUAUUCUCGUUGAACUCGUGUGCAGCGAUCCUGAUAGCUGAGAAAAUGCCUGAAUGGUAUGCGGUAAAAAAUAAAAGACCAAAAAGUUGGGAAUAUUUAAACUCCAUCUGAUUUGUGAUCACGAUAUCCUCCCAUGUAGCCAUGGCCUACACAAAACAGACACAUUCAAGAAGCAGGUAACCUAUCUCAAGAACAUAGAGACAUUGCAAGGUGGUCAUGGGCUGAAUUAAAGCGAAGGAAGUUUGCGCAACAGUAAACUCGUUCCCUCAUUCCCUCAUAUGACUAGAAGAGGGUGACGGGAGACGGGUUUGGCAGACUGCCUGAACCCGAAAAAACCGCGCGAGCGUCCCAUAGCAUGGCUUGCAUGUUUAUCACAGUCCAACCAGACUUAAUUUACCUUAUUUGGCUUUACUUGUCAGUAGAAACAGUCUCAAAGUAUGGCCGCUUCAUUCAGCCCAACCUUACAGAGGAACACGUGACAGCGGGGAAUCAGGUUCUGUGUCAAAGUGGGUUGAUAAUCUCAUACCGCAUGCACUUUGUGUGGGUGUCAGCGCACCACACUGGCUCUUCCCAGUGAACUUCCGCGCGCAUCAGUCGAAAGCCUUACCCAUAUGGUUGACUCGAAGGAGACGUCUUUCUAUGGGACUUCGGCUUUAUAAAACGUCCAAUUUAUUACCCUUUUGGCAGUCGGCUUUCAGAAGCGGACCUCAUGUGUGAUUUAGUGAUCAAGAAGAGAUGCUAUGUCCUUUUUUACCUACCAAAGCAUAAAAUCUCCAAAUCUGUGUGGUCAGUGUUAUGUGGAGUUUCUGGCUGCAGGUAUGGCAAAUUGAAAUAAGUAUUACUUGAUUCAGCGCGACUGUCAACUUCAUAUACAUUAAUCCUUAUCUAACAUGAUUAGUGAUUAAUGUUUAAUAUGAUUUAACUCAUGGUUCCCAAUGGGCCCUCGAAACUCAGUUGGCUAGAACUUUGGCCCUACUCGAACCUCCCUCCUGCCUUCGAUGGUUCGAAUCCCAUCGAGAUCGCCGAGUUUUUCACAAUUGGGGCAAAAUAAAUCUUCAUCUUUCUUGAGACUUUGCUGCUUCUUGGAGCGUCACAUGGUCCGGCAUAUAUUAUGAGAAAGGGGAAUCUCGUUGAAUGGAACAAGAAUGUUACUUGCCUAAAAUUUCCAGCCAACACUCCAACCCAUCGAGGGAGGCAAAAUCAUAUUUGUACGGUGAUGAGACCAGGAGUGAACCCGAACUCUCAGGCAAAUCGAAUUCUUGAUCCAGCCAGUUAGUCCCAUUUCCGUAAACUGCCUCCCGAAACUCUACUCUCCACUUAUACGGACUUGGGAUUUUUCUUGUCGACAGUCCCUUUGGGGUUUUGCGUAACUGAUUCUCCUUAUAAUCCCCUAGAUGCGUCGGGAGAGAAGUUGCUUUUUGCUACCUUUUAAACUUGGAACGUCAAAACUGAAUUGAGAACUGAAACCCAGAAAAUAUUCCGUUCAAUCGAUAAACUCACGGUAAGGCAUUCUUUAUUGGGUCUCUGGAUGUUCACAUAAUACAUUAAAUCGGCCUGAACUUGUACGAGGCCUGCUUAACUGUCAUACGAAACAGGAGCUUAAUCUCCUAGAAAUUAUGAAAAUGCCUUUGUAAAUGCUCUUUGGAUCGUAACAUUAUCAUAUGGAUGUUCAGCGAGCAUUGCUAAGCGAUCAGGCCUUCUCGGAGAUAAUAAUUUAGCGAUGCAUUAUACCGAAAACGGACUAGCUGUAGAUGAAACUUGGGCUCCAGACAUGUUGGUUUUUGUAGAAGGUAAUAGAAACGAGGUCCCGAAAUGCUAAAAUCUGUCUUAACAAAUGGAUUUACACGUUAAUUGUGUCAGCUGAGCUUCUCAAGCAGUUGGAGCCACAACCAAGCCAGACGCCGUUUCCUCAUUGCGAUGGACGUGAGAGCGUACUUUUGGUUCUACUGUUACGUUUGAGACAUUCUAAUCUGACCGAUAAGACGUUCCAGAAUUUUUAAGCAAAAAACAUCUGUCUUAAUUUGUUUACUCGAGAGCCGCGAUGCAGUACCUGCGCUCCACUUAUUACGCGCUGGCGCUGUAGAUUGUUUAUAAUAUAGAUUAAAUAGCCGCCGAAAAAAAUCCACAACCUAUGACUACAGUCUGCUGAAGAAGACUAGGAUUUUUGGCAGUUUAACCCCCUGAAUGGCGAAAAACUGGGCUUUUUUGUGUCAUGAUUUUAACAAGUAAACAAGUACUGGAUCUCCGCCCGUGACUGUUCAUCUGUACUUCGUAUAAAACUCGCGCCUUAUUCAUUCACCAAAGGGAUGAUCUACGCAAAUUUAUGUUUGUCUAACCCCUACUGACGCAACUAUUUGUAGUGCGUCAGAAGUUCGACAGACUGACAGCCUAUGGCGUGGUUUUCUUGUUUUUGUAAGACAUAAUGAUGCUAGAAUCGACGAGUUUGUUUUUGGGAUCGUUACGAACUAUUUUGGAGGUACAGCAUACAUACUAGGUAUUUUAGAAUUUGAAGUUCUGUAGGUAUAGUAGCCGCAUUUACCAGAAGACUUCAGGACUUUUAGUUGGCAAAUUCUACUCUUCGGUUCUCAGAUUCGCUACGAAAGGCAUUUCAUAAAUGCACAAGAAGUUCUUUACCAUUACGGACUUUGUAAAUAUGUGAAUCCAAUGCAAAACAUGUUAAAAAGUCGCCUCCGGGUUAGCCUGAUUUCCGACUUUACCGUGGACGGUUUGAAUGACUACAUCCACCGGUAUUGAAAAGACGGACAAAAUGUGGGUUCAUAAUGCAAGCAAGUUCUAAAUAAAUAAAUAAAUAGACUGUUUUAUUUAGCACCCAUAAAGGUACUUUUGCGUUUUUUGCUCUUAAAUAGGAGUCUAUUCCCUAAUUUCGAUGAAAUUUCGAGGACACCAACUUUACAGUUAAAUAAUAUUAAGGAGAGAGCGGUUUUGUCCAUGAUGUAAUCAAAAUGUACCAUUUUCAAAUACAAGAGAGAUUAAUGUGGUUAGUUCUGCCUUCAGCCGUUGCAGUCAGAAAUGCCCCAGUCUUUGAAUUACUCUUUUUCUUUAGCAUUUUGAGAUGCUAUAAAACCGAUUCUUGAGAAAAAAGUAACUGCUUCGCAAGUAACUGGUAGCAAAAAGGGCUUAGAAGCGGCACCUAUCAAAGUGGCACGAGAACGUUUGACGAAAGCUUUCAAAGGCAACAGUCAGACCACCUGAGCGGAAGCUCUUUUGUUGCUUUUCUGACAAAAUUGCUAGCAGCGCGCGUUUAGUCUAGGAGAGAGGCAAUAUUGCGAGGAAGCUACAGAUUCGAAAUUUCUGUCAUCGUGUCACUGAAGUCCUCCCUAUCCGCGCUUGCCUUUUAGUAAAACCCGAGUUCCGGAUAACAUUCUAGCCCACCGGCCGAUCGCUGUGUCAUGACAAGUCAGCAUGUGUUACCCAGAUGCCUUCAUCUGUGAAAGGACUCAUAACCAACAAAAUGGGAUUACCCCACUCCACCAAAAUUGUGAGCAGCGAUACCCGUGAACAGGUGGCAUUUCACGCGGCGAAACCAGUUCGCCCUUUCAUGCAUUGUCUGGGAUGCAAAUGCGCGAACUGCCAACAAAAAAUGAAUCUAUGUCGCACUGUAAACCCUCCUCCCUCCUAAAAUCAGACAAAAGUAGCAAUGCGCGCACAAAAAACGAAUUCGGGUAGUUUUAAAGCAGAAUUUCAUUCUGGAUUUCAUUCAGAGGUCUUUACUGAGACUUAGAAGGCGAGAAAUGUCAAAAAAGAACGAAAACGGCCAGAUGCCCAUUCUUUUUUUGCCCGCGUCUGCCGCAAACAUCGUGUGCUGCUGGAAAUUAUGUUUUUAGGAAAAACGAUAAAUAUGACGCAACCGUAACCACCUAAUCAGUCACAAAAGCAGUCACGUAAGGGUGCUACACUGGCUUGAAAAGACGAACUGAAAGACACGGUUGACGAACUACAGUACUUUAGUUGGGUACUUGGAGCAAAUAACCACUGUCGCAGCUUUGUCCACCAAUGCUUCCAAAGACCAGAUAAAGGACCAGAUACACCUAACCCCACAUUUUUGAGGAGCGUCUGGGGACGUUAAGGACCUUUCUGAAGCCGCCGGCUGUCUUAUCACGCCACAUGGAUUACAAGUAAGUACGUGGAGUUCAGGUUUCACACCAAUCGGAGACAACCCUCUGGUGUCACCUAAUGGGAUCUGUAUGCUUGCAUUACAAAUGCACACUGGUCACGCCGCACUCCCUAACAUAAGUUACCUUCAUUUUUUGCUAGUCCUAAUGGUGUUUUCGGGCGAGUUUCACAAAUAUCAACGAAAACGUCUGCUCUAGCGUUUAGGUCAUCUUCCUGGAAAUAGCUUUUUCAGUUGUUGUACGAGAGAUUUCAGAAAGUACAGUGUGUGGCUUAGGAAAAGGAGACAGGUUAAUGUCUCUGUAGCUAGCAUCUGCUCCUUAAAUAGUUCAUUAACUUAAUACGGUUACAAGUGUCGAGCGUUUGGGCUGUAACAUUUGCCUUGAGCUAUAAGUAAACUCGAAGCAAUUCGUUGGUUUUUUAAUAUUACUAACCCUAAAUUUUUGUUUCCUAACUUCCCAACACUUUUAGUUAUGUCAUAGACUAUGGAUAAGCCGAUAGCAUAAUACUUUAAGACCUCCACGCUCGGGUCGGUCAUGUUAUGUGUUUGCCGCGCACUGCAAGAUAGAAGAGAGGUGAACCGACCGUGUACCGUAGUCCGCCGGAUAACUGUGUAGAGUGCAUAUGAAUGCCACGUGACCCAACGGAGAAUCGACCCGGAAGGUUGACGCACGAUUCAGUCUCUUGACCUAGAAUGAGCGAAGUUUCCAUUGGGCACUAUUGAUUGGGACUUGAGGCUCAGUUGUCGGAAAUUACGCCGUCUGAGACAAAUACGGAGUAUUCUAACUCUUCAGGGAUCUUUACAGUCUGGCAGUGUCUUGUGUAUGUGAUUCGCUAGCGUUUUGACCUCAAUGUUCAAACUGAACGGUCUGUUGGCGAAUGGUUAACCUGCAACUGCCUAUCUGAUGGAUUUCCACAUAAGUCCCUCCAUACUUAUCUUUCCUGUCCCGAUAACCUAGUCAGCUGUAAAACGUUUUGAGCACUGCAGCGGACAUUUUAUUGUGUAAAAGCCCCCUUUUGUCGAUUCGCUGAAAUACUAUUAUUUGCCAGUUUAGGAAUGGGUAGUUGUGUUUAUUUUCAAUGAUCCGCUGAAUUCAGUGCAGUGGGUCGAUUCUUCAGACUGUCCUGAAUUAAUGAGAGAGAAAUUUGCUUUAUUUUGAAAACAUGAAUUCUAGCUAUUCAGCAAAAAUGUACUCCAUCUAAUGUGGAAAGAAUACAAGUUAAGAAAAUACUCAAGAGCCGAAAAGGCUUACACAGAAAAGAACAACUAUUGCGAGGACAAUUCAAGCCUUACUUUCUGUACUGCUGUCUCGUCACACGUAUUAUUGCGUGCCAGGAAUACAAAUGCAGAAUGCUGAUGUGCCGAUGUACGGCAAGCGAUAUGUCGAAAGCCACGUCGUGUGGGACGAAGGACUUCGCAAAGAUCAGUUCAGAAUGCAGAGGAUGAGCAACGCCAAGUAGAAUUCGGCUAGCAAACUGCUUGACCGUCUUGAAAUGUCGUUCAACGAGGAUAUUGACGAAAAAUGCAAAAAAACACCAGCAGCAGAGGAGAGCAUUUGGGGGAUUCGUUUUAAAAUUAACAUCUCUUUUUAUAGAUGUUUUGGCAGAUUUUAAAUAAUUCAAACUUACCCAACUGUUAAAAACUCGGCGCCUCAGUGGGAUUCGAACCCACGCAAUAAGGGAAAGGCUUUAGCACGACCGACGCUCACCGCUCUUCUAGUAAAGCCGGAAAAACAGCAAAAGAACAAUAAAGAAUGAGAGGAAGAAUGCAAACAUCUACGAAUCGAAAGAUAAAGGAUUGAGGCGUGUGGUAGGAAUGUAUAAGACAAAUUUAUUAAACAUUUUUACGAGCAUUAAUGAAAAAGUUCUCAAUAUGGAGAGAAAAUGAAAGAUUUGAUGACAAAGAAACACCAAGGUACCUUAAAGAGGAUACCCCUUUUGGAGGAUCUCCAAGGACUCAGGACUAGGGGAGGGUCGCAGUCGGAAAAUACACUGGACGGAUUUCUGAUUAUUCAGAUGGAGACCAUUUUAUUGCGACCAUACUGAGGCCUGGUCAAGUUCAUCCUUCAGAGACUGGAAAUGAGCCUGAUUUUGGAGAAGGUGACCAACAACCACAUUGUUGGCAUACUUAACAAACAGAUACUCCUUUAGGCAUCUUAAAUCAUCAGUGUGAAGGGAGAAGAUGCAAGGAGAUAAAAUGAGACCUUGGAGAACAUCACAAUUAUUGUGAAGGAGCGUAGAUGUCCGCUCUCCGGAUUGAACAAAUUGAGUGCAGGAAGUACAAUAAUCACCCAGGCUGGUGAGCCGCGCGGAUAUUUUGGUAAGGAAAUGAUGGCGCAGGACGAUGUUGAAGGUGGAGUAGUCGAGAAAUGUACAUGCGUACGCACGUCGACCCUUACCCUGUUCUCUUAGGGCAGAAUGGACCACAUGAGCUACAGCAUCUAAGGUACUACGUUUGGCCUAAUAUGCACAUUGUAAAGGAUUGGAAAAACCGGAAAAGAAUGGCUUUAUAAGAAUUCUAGAUAGCGAGCAUGAAUUCUAUCGGGUCUUACCAUAACAGUAUUGGGAGUACAGCAAAUACCAAAAAUUUCAUCUAAAAAUGUUGUAAGAUGGCUAAAGCCCGAAUCGGCAUUCGAUUGUCUAAGGAAAGCGAGGAUAGUGUAAAAUAUGCAAGACUGAAGUAAGCAAAUGUUUUGGAAGACCCAGUAACGCAGAAUGAUCUGAACCUGACAACGGAGCUCUAGUUUUAAUUCAAAAAGCCCUGAGUGAUUGGUCAAAGUAUGAUCAAGAGGGGUGUCAACGCGAGUAUUGGAGGAGACAGGAUCAUCAAAGCCCAAAAGUGUGAGGAGAAGUAGGUUCACGCAAUUAAAAUCGACGCAUAAUAGAAUAAGUAAAUAGAGUGCCAUGAGGAUACAAGAAAUACUCUGAACAACAGAACCAGGUGCACUAUCGGGCCAUAUUUACUCUGUUGUAGAAACCCGUCCUUUUAAUAUGGGGGUUUGAAGCUUUAGCCUACCUUCAGUCGGAAUGGAACAUCAGAUAGGUAUCAUAUCAUAUACCACAUAAAAUUGAUCGGAAACAUACAGGAACAGGAAAGGUCUAGCCCGCAGACAUGAUUCACACGUAUAUGUUGGGUAAACUGGCUAAACAAGGUGUUGGGUGUAAAAGCGUGAUGAGAAGUAUCAGCGCUAUGGAAAACUAAAACGUUCGUCCAAUGAGCAACAACCGUACUCAGCUAUCUACAUUUCCUUUUCAUGAGGUCGCACUUUUACACCUGAUUGCGAAGGAUUAAGGUAUAAAUCGUACCUUCUGUACACUGUAAGUGCUAUCUUUUAUGCAUUUGUAAAUGUUUAAACACGUCCAAACAAAGACAGAGGAGAUUAGGGAGCCAUUUCUGUCCUGUGAUUUAAUGGUAAAAUUAUGAAAUUAAUAACGCUCGAUGGUCACAAGAACGCAGACGCAGUAAAACGUGUGCUUUAAUAAAGACUACUGACGACGGCUAAUAAGUCGAAAAUGGCCAUCCCUUUUAAAAUGGCCAUUUCUUUUAAAAUGUAUCCCCGGCCGCUAUUUGACCGUCUGCGAGGAUACUACAUUGGGCUCGAUGGCCUGAAGAGGCGAGCACGACUGGCAACCCGAUCGGCGAACACACAUGCAGCAUAUGUACAGUUGGUCACCUGACAUAUGAAAUACGCCUUGUCUAGCGAAGGAUCACAGGGCGAAAUACUUUUUGAAAGCAAUAACCAAAGAAAUAAGUUCUUAGGCGUUCUUUUUCAUGCAGAUGACCGUUUAGUGCGUAUUGGAAACUCGCGCAAUCAUGAAACAUCAGUGUCGAAAGAAAUGAACCUGCGAAGCAAAAUUAAACCGAGUGAUAAAUUUUUUCGAAUAAGUACCUAUUUGGAAAGUGCGUUGCUACUGCAUUAUGUUUGGGGAUCUUAACUUACUACCCCCUUUCACACGGUAAAGCCAAGACAGUAUUUAAUCGUUUUCUUAGCUUUUGUGAAAAAUACGGCUAGCUGAUAUUAAGCAAACGAAAGGACUCGUUUUUUUCUAUAAAUCGCUCUAAUUUUCGCUUUCGUUAGAUUUAUCGGCGCGAAAUCCAGCAAAUUUGCAAAUUUUGAUUUUAAAAAUCGAUAAGAUAUUUUGGUUUUCUAAAAAUGCCUUGUUUCUUCACAACCCGCUCCCCACGGUUAACAUUUGAUCGAAAAUCAAUAUUCGAGUGUGGCAAGUUCUAUUUGGUAAAGCUCCUGGGGUUUCAUUACGUUCAAUCCAAAGAAAAUCAUGUUCGUAUGCGCAAACCGAAUCUCAGACGGCUAGUUACAUAGGAACUUGCCCAGAUAUAUUGUGACGUGCCUAAAAAACUACUUAGACACAUAUUCUGCACAAAAGCGAUAUUUUUUGGAAGGGAGUGCACGGCUGAGCAAAAUGCGCAACCUUUUAGGUACCAAAAUUUAUCAUCUCAAUUCCCAUAAUCAUGCUUAAUAAGUUUAAUCAUAUAUUCCGCAUACUUUUAUUUCAGUCUGCUCUCUGGGUGAGUCGAGUAGCACCGCCCUUCGCUGGAAACUUUCAAAACAUCAGAACCAGAGUCAGCAUUAGCAGUUCUCUACGAGGCACGGAACUGGAGGAUCGCCAAUUGGAUACGAUAAGUGAAGGAUCUUGCCGCAAGACAUCAUGUCCCGAAUACGGAAUGCAAGACGGUAACUCACCGGGUAUGCUGGUUUUGACAGAUUUCACAGAGAUGUCUAAAGUGGAUAGACUAGAGAAAUAUUCCGGAUCGCCAUAGUCCUGUUAACCAUAUUGCUUGAUGAUAUUUUGCCCCUUCUCUUUAUCUACUCUUCUACUGCGCGACCGAAGCCCCUCUAACUCUGGCUUCUGUCGCUUUAAGGCUCGAAACCAUUUCAACGAGGAUAAAAUCAUAGGGAGCCUUUAUUUGCUGUACACUGUCCUUGAGUAACUCUAGGUAUUUCGUCGCACAGGUGUUCGAUUCGUAGAGUCCAUAUUCAACUGCUCACUUGAUCGUUUUGAUUAUCAGAUAACAGCUGAGCUAGAACUAUAAAAGAUAAUUUCAUUUUUCUCCACUGAAGAUGAAUGAGAGACUGGGCAACUGCUGUGUAUCUAAGGUGUAAACACCGUCUAACGCACAAAUCCUGCUCCCUCAUUCGUCGUACCUCUCCGAUCCUCGUCAUCCAACGUGCUUUAUUUCCCCACCUGGUCGCAGGCUCCGUGCCUCUUUUAAUAUUGGUACAAAAAUAAAUGCGUGAACUUUCGAUGUUAAUAAAACUUCAAUUCCUCAACUUAUGACUUACAAGAUUGUCAACCGACAGUCAGAAGUGAAUCUGUGGUAGCCCACUCCCGCACACUUGAUGCAGAGAAACUUUUAAAUCAUUAGGUGAAAUCUAUUAAUCGGCUUUCGGAUAAAGUCCUCCUGAUACGGUUGCCAUGUACGUGCUCUCAGUAUAACUAAUAUGAGAAUGCACUGGCUUCGCAUCGCGCAUUACCUUAAUAAAUUCAGACAGUUCUGACGGCAACACUGAGUAUUUAACCAGUGUAUACUUUCCGCCGUUUCGUUAUUUUGUUAGAAUAUCAGUAUUUUUUUCAAAAAAGGUUGAUAGGAAUGUACUUAUUUAGUUUAGUUACGCGGCGUUUAUCGUCCUGCAUUUUUUGAUCCAAGAUGGCCUUCUUGUUACGAUUCACAGUAUUUUGAGGUUUCCUGUGAACUUAGAAUAUGUGGUGCUUAAACCAUAAUUUUCAUGUUGCUUUGUAGGAACUUUCAAAGCGUUUAAAAUCUUUAUAUUUGGAAAUCGGGCGCUAAAUGAUAUGAACUAUUGACCUCGCACAUGUCAGUUUGCCAAUAUCUUCCUGUCUGGUUGUUAAACCAUCGAAAUCUUGGACUUUCUAAACCGAAGUGAUUCUCAGUUAUAAACACUCUUCUUAUGAACACAUGGCUUCAAUAAAGGGAUUGGGAAAAUUGGACCCUUAUAGGCUCUCCUGAAGAGGAAUAUUGACCUUUUUUUGAGUGUCUAAAGGCAAUCGAAAAAAGUAAUACACAUAGAUUGAGUUUCAUUCAGAAUCAUGUCCUUCUAGUUGACUGAAUAAGUGUUUACUGGAAAGUACGCAAACGAGGUUAUGCAAAUCACUCUGAUUCAUGUUUAUAUUUCGCACUUAUAGGGCCCACCUGUAAUAGCAAAGUUUCUAGUUCAGUCAAGGACGUGAUUUUAUUCGAGCGUAAAAUUUAUAAUUUCAGGUGCCUCUGUAUAGGCUCAGUGUAGGAUCUACAAAUUAUCGCAGUAAGCGCAAAUGAAUAGAUUGGCUACCCUUUCUUUUAUUUUGAUCUCACUUACAGAUAUCGGAGUGUACACUAGGGUGCCCAGGAAAAGCCACUCCUCCAUAAAUUUCACAAGCACAAAUAAGGGCAGUCCAACUGACAUCGGCUCUGAAACUUUAAGCCAAGUGGAGAGCCUGACAGGUCUGCCAGUCACCUUUGAGGAGGAGCAUCCGACGCCGUGUCAGGAAGCCUAG